AUUAACCGCUGCAGUUCAAAUUUUGAUAAAAAAGUGAGAUUCACAAACUUGGUCCCGUCUCAGAACUUCUGUAUUUUGGUAUUAGUCCUAAACAUAUAUAUUUAUCUUAAUUGUUUAUCAUUUUUUAUUCACUGGUCACUUAAAAAGUUAAAAGUCCACCGCUUUAUAUACUCUCUUCUCUUGUUCGGAAUAAAUUCAAAAGGUUCCCGUACAGAUUCUUUAUUUUCUCGAGAAAAUUAAAGAGGAAUCUCUGGCCAUGUGGCGUCGCGAGGAUCGUCGUGCUCCAGGUGGAGGUUACUGGACACCACCAGCGGCGUCGAACAUGAAGAAAAGAGUUUACACGGCGACGCCGAUGUCUGAGAGGAAAAAAACAUGUUCGAACGAGAAGCAAGAGCCGUUUCAUAUGAUCCACAAAGUUCCUUCUGGUGACUCCCCUUAUGGUAGAGCCAAACAUGCCCAGAACGGUUGAUUAGUAAAGAUCCGGAACGAGCAAUCUCCUUGUUUUGGGCUGCAAUAAACAUGGUGAUCGAGUUGAUAGCGCAUUGAAGGACAUGGCUGUUGUUAUGAAACAGCUAAACCGGUCUGAUGAAGGAAUCGAAGCCAUUAAAUCUUUUCGUUAUCUCUGCCCUUCUGAAUCCCAAGAUUCCAUUGAUAACUUGCUACUUGAACUCUACAAGAAGUCAGGGAGGAUCCAAGAGGAAGCUGAGCUGCUUGAACACAAACUCAAAACACUUGAACACGACACGCAUUACGGUGGUAGAAUCACAAUCGCGAAAAGAAGCCAUGGGAAACAGAUCAACUUGACCAUCGAGCAAGAGAAAGCACGGAUUCUAGGGAACUUAGCUUGGGUUCACUUACAGCUUCAUAACUAUGGAACCGCAGAGCAACAUUACAGGAAUGCUUUGUCGUUGGAGCCUGAUAAUAACAAGCUGUGUAACCUUGCGAUCUGCUUGAUGCGUAUGGAUAGAAUCCAGGAAGCUAAAUCUCUAAUUGAGGAUGUAAGACUCAGGGGCUGUUUGUUUCAACAUUUGUCAUCUCCAUCUAGAUGAUUCAUUUGUAUGAUCUAUUUAGAUGAUCCUUUCAGAUUUUUGUGACCGUUUGUUUGUCCAUCCAAAUAACUUAUCUAGAUGAAUCAUCUAAAUGAAUUUUAUGUUUGUUUCUUUAUUUUCA
Molecule: messenger RNA, 1170 nt
Organism: Brassica napus (rape)
Lineage: Eukaryota; Viridiplantae; Streptophyta; Magnoliopsida; Brassicales; Brassicaceae
Product: protein POLLENLESS 3-LIKE 1-like
Exons: 5
Coding region: 552-1049 (165 amino acids)
Molecular function (GO): protein binding
Source: RefSeq, a predicted model, not a curated record